AUGAAUGAACUCAAAAAAUUGCCUGCUAAUCUAAAUAAUGCCAAACUAUCAAUAUAUAAUUCAAAAAACACAGAAAAAAUGAAAGUUGUAAAUGAAAUCAGAAUGAAAUAUCAAAAGUUGGCUAAAUUAGAUAAGGCAAGGGCAGAUAAAUUGGACUUUAAGUCUUAUAAUAAUGAUGAUGAUAAUAAGACCUGGUAUCUUUGUAACAAUGAGAUUUUCAAAGGUUGGCUGGGCUCGAAUGAUUGCGAAAAAGUCAAAUUGAAUAUCAUAGAGAAAUUGAAUAAAGAUAAAGAACUACUUGUGAAUAAGACUAAUGAAAAAAUUGAAAAAUCUAAUAAAGCUGAAGAG
This is a messenger RNA of Dentiscutata heterogama, 348 nucleotides long. Lineage: Eukaryota; Fungi; Glomeromycota; Glomeromycetes; Diversisporales; Gigasporaceae. The record is from the annotation of a GenBank genome assembly.